UCAUCCAUCUGACUUUUCAAAAGAGCAAGAUGGCGCUUUUCAGGUUUACGGUCGUUUUUCUGGCUUUAACGUGCCUUAUGAUGGACCAAAUGAUGGUGCAUGGUAGAAGCGCCGGGGGCCGGGGACUGGUGUAUGACGACGACGAGUUCACUGAACGUCAAGCAAGAAAGGCUGUCCUUGAGCGUAACAAGCGUUCUUCGUCUGGGUCGUCUGACUCGUCUGACGCAUCUGACUCAGACAGUGUCGAGAUGACAAUGGCACCAACGACAACUGCACAGCCACCCGAUGUUCCAUCUGUAACACUUGCAUGUGAAAAUGCUGUCAAUCCUGUUAUUACGUGUCCAGCUGGCCAAGAAAUACUUAUCGUCGGAGUUACGUAUGGCCGUCUAGAUACGACCACUUGUACUGAUGGUAUCGACCCCAGUCUAACAAGCUCGACCACCUGUUUAUCAACGGAAGCCACCGAUAUCGUCGAAACCCUGUGUAACGGCAUGGUAACUUGUACGGUUCCUACAGGCGAUGGGCCAUCACCUAAUGGCUUAGGCAAUGAUCCAAGUGACGGAAGUUGUGCUGGCGUAUUCAAGUACGUCGAAGUACUCAGCACUUGUACAACAUAGCGCAUAUCACAAUAUGUCUAUAUGCGCUGUAAGAAAGAGUAAGAAGGAAAGGUGGAUAGAAUUACAUAAGAAGAGUGAGAUGUGCUCAACAUACUGCCUCUCGUUAACAUUGGAAAGUAUUUUUGAAAAGAAAUGUUUUAAGACGCGCCUAAAAGUUGUCAACAGUAUCACAGUUUUCUUAGAUUUUCCGGUAAGAGCGAGACCCGUAGAAUUUAGAAUUUAUUUGUGGAAUGGUGAGGAGAGACUUUUGGGAAGAUCUGAGGGUUCUGUUUGGAACAAAUAGGUUAAGUAAUUCCGAUAAAUAAGAAGGACUUAAUCCUUUCAGGCACUUAAAGGUUAAAACAGUUCUUGUACUCAAUUCUAGCGGGGACAAGUAACCAGUGUAGUUUUUUUUCAGAAUAGGGGAGAUUAUGUUCACUUGAACAAGAUCUCGUAACAAGCCGUGCGGCAGAAUUUUGGAUUCUUGGAUUCGAUUCAGUUGCUUUUCAGGUAGAUUGUAGAGAAGAGCAUUACAGUUAUUGAUAUGACACAUUAUAAGAAUAUGAACUAGUCGUUCUGUCAGUUUCUCAGCUAAGUAACACCUAAUUUGUCCUAUUUUAUAUAAAGAGAAGGAGACUGCACGGCAAACCUUACUUACUUGAUCAGUCAGUAAUAAAUGUUUGCCAAAUAUAACACCUACAUUUCGAACGAUUUCUGACGGUUGUAAAACAUGGCCUUCCAGCAAUAUUGCAGGGCAUUCAGUUUGGCGAAAUCGUGAGGAAACAUGAAUUACUUGUGUUUUCUUUUCAUUCAAGAACAAGGAAUUAUUGUAAGACCAUGUUUUAACAUUAUUAAGAUU
Molecule: messenger RNA, 1455 nt
Organism: Strongylocentrotus purpuratus (purple sea urchin)
Lineage: Eukaryota; Metazoa; Echinodermata; Echinoidea; Camarodonta; Strongylocentrotidae
Exons: 4
Coding region: 30-617 (195 amino acids)
Molecular function (GO): carbohydrate binding
Source: RefSeq, a predicted model, not a curated record